AACAUACAUUUAUCAACGAUGUGGACAAAUUUUUUAUAUAUUUUGAUUGUAAGCUGUUUAACGUUCAUCAAUGCCGAUGAAUAUAUGAAACGGGAAUUUUCAUUGGUGAAACCAUACUUCGGUGCCGGUAUGGGGACGCUCCCGUAUUGGGAUUUUACCGGUUCCACUUUGGUUACAUCAAAUUAUAUUCGUCUAACGCCGGAUAUACAGUCACGAAGUGGUGCUGUAUGGAAUUCAGUGCCAUGUAUGUCACAAAAUUGGGAAGUUAAUAUAAACUUCAAAGUGUCCGGCAAGGGUAAGGAGCUAUUCGGUGAUGGAUUUGCGAUCUGGUAUGCAAGAGAUCGAUUAGUUCCAGGACCGGUGUUCGGCAGUAAAGAUAAUUUCAUGGGUUUAGCCAUCAUUUUGGACACAUACAGCAACCACAAUGGACCACAUAAUCAUCAACAUCCAUACAUCAGUGCAAUGAUUAACAAUGGCUCAUUGAGCUAUGACCAUGAUCGCGAUGGAACAUUGACCCAAAUCGCCGGUUGCGAAGCCAAAUUCCGUAAUGUUGACUACGACACACACAUCAGCAUCAAAUACUUGAAUGAACGACUGACGGUGUUGACUGAUUUAGAAAAUAAGCGUGAAUGGAAAGUAUGCUUCGAAUCGCCAAAUGUCAAAUUGCCAACCGGCUACUAUUUCGGUGCUUCCGCAACAACCGGUGAUCUAUCGGAUAAUCACGAUAUUAUCUCAUUUAAAUUCUACGAAAUCGAGCCGAUUGCUGAUGAAGUCACGUUGGAAGUUCGAAAGAGUAUUAUUCCUUCAGCUGAAGUGUUUGAAGCUCCACGAGAACGAAAAGAAGAUGUGAAGCCAGGAAUGUCAAAUGUCAAGAUCUUCUUCUUGAUCCUGUUCGGAAUGAUUUGCGCCAUAGUCCUGGCCAUAUUUGGCAUUAUGUACUAUCAAAAGCGAAAGGAGUCAUCACGAAAACUUUGGUGAUGACGAUACACCAAAAUUAAUCCACUAAUAAAUAUAUUCAUAAAAUUUUGUACAAACCUAAGCACUGGUUCAAUGUAAAAAACAACGAGAAAGAGGAAUUGUUGUAAUCAAUUUUUUGUUUCUUCUUGCAAAGACAAAAGCAUAAAUUAUUGAAUAAUCGACGGGCAGGUAAAUUAGUUAGUAAAAGCUGUGUGUGUAUACAUGAAAAUUUGCUUGAAAAAAAUGAAGAAGGAAAAAUCAUUUACUUCAACCUAUAUUCUUUUUGUAGAAAUCUGUUAUCCACUUGAUGAACCAUUGACAUUAUCUGUGUGUUAAGUUCCAUUGAAGAAAAAAAACUGACUGUCGAAUAAAUGAAAAAUAUAUCCAAAAUAAAUUUAAAGCCAAAACAAUAAACAUAAA
Sitodiplosis mosellana (orange wheat blossom midge) is the source of this 1377-nucleotide messenger RNA. RefSeq names its product vesicular integral-membrane protein VIP36. Bases 19 to 978 code for a protein of 319 amino acids. The record is from RefSeq and is a predicted model, not a curated record. The transcript is spliced from 6 exons. Gene Ontology annotation, cellular component: Golgi membrane; endoplasmic reticulum membrane; COPII-coated ER to Golgi transport vesicle. NCBI's taxonomy places the organism in Eukaryota, Metazoa, Arthropoda, Insecta, Diptera, Cecidomyiidae. Gene Ontology annotation, molecular function: D-mannose binding. Gene Ontology annotation, biological process: Golgi organization; endoplasmic reticulum to Golgi vesicle-mediated transport; endoplasmic reticulum organization.